CAAGAAGCUCAAGCCUGAGAGGGGUUUUCUUUUUUUUCCUAGCUUCUUGAAAGUAUUUUGUGUAUAGCUUUGAAAAGGUCCGACGCUGGAUCUGUAUUCUUUGCGAAUUUUAUCUGCACGAAAAUUCAGGGUGCGAGUUCUGAACGGCAGGACGAAAUCAGAGAGAAAGCAAACCAAUUGAAACGGCACUAUCUGCACUUGCCCGACUCAUCUUCACCACCUGCAGUCGACCGGGCGGAAAUCUCGUUGUGUUGUCUGCUGCUUGUCCCUCCCUCUCAGAUUGGGGUUUGGCAUCGAGACUUGGUUGGUACCAAGGUCUGCAAGAGUUGGGUACCUUGGUCAAUCAUACACAAGGACUUCGUCGAACACACCAGAUACCCGGGAGGAGUUACAGUCAUCUAAGAUUCCAGGUUUUAUCUUUGAACGCGGCUUAGACCCAAGAGAACAGAGAGAAAAAGUCCCGUCACCGAGACCUAUAUCCAGAUACUUGGUGCCAUCACUCGCCGAAUCCGCAGCAAUUGGUUUAGCAAUUCUGGGCACCGAUCCGUCUGUGUAACAAACAAGCAAACAAACACUAUGUCCGAACAACCCCUCCUGCAAAGUGCCCCAGGCAAACGUAUUGCACUCCCCACCCGUGUCGAACCCAAGGUCUUUUUCGCAAACGAGCGAACAUUCCUCUCAUGGCUCAACUUCACCGUUAUCCUAGGCGGCUUAGCUGUCGGCCUUCUCAACUUUGGUGACAAGGUAGGCCGCAUCUCUGCAGGUCUAUUCACCCUGGUCGCCAUGGCGGCUAUGAUCUACGCCCUGUUCACCUUCCACUGGCGGGCAAAGUCCAUUCGGGUUCGAGGACAAGGAGGAUUCGAUGACAGGAUCGGACCGACAGUACUGGCAUUGGCGCUGCUGGCAGCAGUUGUGGUUAAUUUCGUGCUCCGACUGGUUGAGGCAUGAGGCUCAUGCUUGUAUGUUUCUAAAAAUAUGGACAUCUCGAUCUGGGAAAGGCGAAUUACAACAGCACAAGUUGAAAAAUCUGGAGCAAGGGAAAAUCAUGGGCGGCACCCUGUGUAAGCUUCAAGCUGUAUUAGGACAUCCUGGCGAAAUCCGCUGUAAGGACGGCUAGGCUCAUCCCAAGUGCUCUUCUGGGUAUCAAUCCGUAAUACUACAUAAUAAGAAUCUCGACAAAUCCAGC
This is a messenger RNA of Exophiala oligosperma, 1186 nucleotides long. RefSeq names its product vacuolar transporter chaperone 1. The transcript is spliced from 2 exons. Gene Ontology annotation, cellular component: vacuolar transporter chaperone complex; fungal-type vacuole membrane. Lineage: Eukaryota; Fungi; Ascomycota; Eurotiomycetes; Chaetothyriales; Herpotrichiellaceae. Bases 577 to 948 code for a protein of 123 amino acids. The record is from RefSeq and is a predicted model, not a curated record.